UUGUUUUCUUUUUCUUUUCUGUAUUGAAACUGUAAGUUGUCCUUGUUAAACGUCACGGUUUUAUUUAUUUAUUUAUUUAUUUUAUGAACGUUAAGCAGCAAAAGCAAGCAGGCUUUUCCUGCUAUUGCUGACGACAUGUGUGUGACAUGUGAGUCCCGAGCCACCCAGUGUCUGCCUAGGAGCUGUAAACAUGUUUACCUGAGCAGGAAAGACGGGACUUUGCGCUUUCAAAUGCCCUUCGUAUAAAUAAACCCGCAGUUCCAAUUUCGGGAAAAUUAAAACGUCAGACUGUGAAAAGGAAUCGUUUCGUGAAAACUGACUUGCCUUUGAAAACAGAAGGGAAAGAGAUUCUUUAACGCUGCAGCAAAUGGCAACUUGUGCAGUUACCAGCUACAACAACGUGGUGGAAGCGAACUCCGAUUCAGAUGAUGAAGACAAGCUACAUAUCGUGGAGGAGGAGAGCGUGACAGACGCUGCAGACUGUGAGAACAAUGUGGCAGACGAUGACUUGCCGAGCAACCAUGCAGUAUUACCAGAGAACGGGCAAGGAGAGGAGGAGGAGGAGGAGGAGGAGGAAGCUUGGGAGGAAGAAACAAAAGGAGAAGACACCUUGGGGCCUGAAGCUCAGCCAGGGGACGUUGGAUUUAAAGUAGACGAUGCAUGUGACUCGGAAGCUGAAGAUGAACAAAACAAUGACCGGAUCGUAGAGGAAAUGCUGCAGCAGGGAGACACUGCUGUCAUCUACCCAGAGGCACCUGAGGAGUCACAGAGGCAGGGGACACCCGAAGCCAGCGGCCACGACGAGAACGGGACUCCAGAUGCAUUUUCACAGCUGCUCACAUGUCCGUACUGUGACAGAGGAUACAAGCGAUACACCUCUCUGAAAGAACACAUCAAGUACCGGCACGAGAAGAAUGAAGACAACUUCAGCUGCUCCCUCUGCAGUUACACGUUUGCCUACAGAACACAACUUGAACGUCACAUGACGGCACACAAAUCUGGGCGGGAUCAGCGUCAUGUAGUACAGUCUGGGGGUAAUCGGAAGUUUAAGUGCACUGAAUGUGGAAAGGCAUUUAAAUACAAGCACCACCUAAAGGAGCACUUGCGUAUCCACAGUGGGGAGAAGCCCUAUGAAUGCCCGAACUGCAAGAAGCGUUUUUCCCACUCCGGCUCUUACAGCUCACACAUUAGUAGUAAGAAAUGCAUCAGUGUGAUGCCUGUGAACGGACGUCCCCGGCCGGCGGGCAAGACAUCUCAUUGCCCUUCUCCGUCCCUCUCUUCAUCGCCCAGCACCCCUGCCAGAACACAGCUCCGGGAGAAAGGCGACAACAGCAAGCCUUUACAAGAACAGCUUCCCGCCAACCAAAUCAAAGUCGAACCUGUGGAUUACGAGUACAAACCAAUAGUGGUGACCUCUGGAAUCAGCUGUGCCACGCCUUUGCAAAACGGGGCUUUCAACGGUGGCACUCCGCUGCAGACCACAACUUCAUCCCAGGGUGUGGUGCAAGCUGUGGUCCUGCCAGCUGUUGGGCUGGUCUCCCCUAUCAGCAUCAACCUAAGCGACAUCCAGAAUGUUCUCAAAGUAGCCGUAGAUGGGAACAUUAUCCGUCAAGUCCUAGAGAGCGCCCACGCCAAUGCAGCCAAAGAACAAGGUGGAGUCCAGCCAGGGGGCCAUUCCCUCAUCUCAGCAUUCAGUCUUCCUUUGGUUGAUCAAGAUGGAACAACCAAAAUCAUCAUCAACUACAGUUUGGAGCAGCAGCCCAGCCAAGUCCAGAUUCUGCCACAGAGCUUGAAGAAGGAGAACCCCAGCCCCGUAGAAAUCUUUAAAACUGAGAAGUUACCCGAAGACCUCACUGUUAAGCCUGGGAAAAGCAAAAUUCCCAAGACUGAAAACAGCAGCAGCACGUGUCUUCUGUGCGAUGGCUGUCCUGGUGGUUUGGAUGCACUUCAAGAGAUUAAGCACUGUAAUUUGAAAAGUGAAGGUGGUGUUCUGACUUCUCAGGUUAAUGGAGAGAAUGCCGAGAAAACAGAUUCCACUGUUUCAUCCCCCACCGCUGAAGGAAGUCUAUCCCUCGGCCAGCCCCCCUUAAAGAACCUCUUGUCACUCCUAAAGGCAUAUUAUGCCUUGAAUGCACAGCCUACCACAGAGGAGCUCUCGAAGAUUUCCGAUUCAGUAAGCUUACCACUAGACGUGGUAAAGAAGUGGUUUGAAAAGAUGCAGACUGGGCAGAUCCAUGUGGGAGCUACCAGUCCGUCUGAACACGAGGACAUUUCUUCUGAAAGUGGUGAAACUCAGAAUAGUUUAGAUCCUGCAGGAGAUGUACCGGACAGCACGACAACCGCAGAGAGUCCACUUCAGUUGACUAAAACCCAAGUUAUUUUAAUAACCCCUUCAAGCAUGAAAACAAAUAGCUCCAGAACUAACACACCUUCCCCAUCACCACUAAAUCUCUCUUCAACCGGGUCUGUGCUCGUGAAGACAGAAGAGGACACUGAGGAAGGGGCACAGGCAGAACCCCUCGACCUAUCACUACCAAAGCAACCCAGAGAGGAAAUGGAACAGGCCACCAGUACCAGUGUUUAUCAGAACAGUGUUUACUCCGUUCAGGAAGAACCCUUGAACCUAACUUGCACAAAGAAGGAGCAGCCGCAAAGUGACAGUAUUAAUACAAGCCCAAAUCCUGUUUAUGUUUGCCCACCAAGUGCCAAUCCCAUUAACAUUGCUAUACCCACAGUUACCACUCAGCUACCUGCGAUUGUGGCCAUUACCGACCAGGGCAGUGUCCCGUGUCUGAGGGCUCUGGGUACCAACCAACAGACUAUACUAAUUCCACAGGUUACUUACACAUAUUCCACUUUAGACACCAGUCCUGCAGUUCCAGAAGCCCAGCAGAAAACAGUGCAAGCGAAUGGAAGCCAGGAGGAGAGGCAAGAGACGAGCUCCGAGGGCGUCUCAACCGUCGAAGAUCAGAAUGACUCAGACUCUACUCCUCCCAGGAAGAAGAUGAGAAAAACAGAACAUGGCAUGUACGCCUGUGACCUGUGUGAUAAAAUAUUCCAGAAGAGUAGCUCCCUUUUGAGACACAAGUAUGAGCACACAGGUAAAAGGCCUCAUGAGUGUGGAAUCUGCAACAAGGCUUUCAAACACAAGCACCACUUGAUAGAACACAUGCGACUGCACUCAGGGGAGAAACCGUACCAGUGUGACAAGUGUGGCAAGCGCUUCUCUCACUCAGGCUCCUACUCGCAGCAUAUGAACCACCGCUACUCUUACUGCAAGAGAGAGGCCGAGGAGCGCGAGGGCCUGGAGCUCAACGAGGAAGAGGAGGAGGGGGAGGGGCCCGGAGCUGCGGGGGAGAUCCUCCCCGGAGAGCAGCUGUCAGGCAGUCGGGCUGCCUCCCCUCCCUCCCUCCUGGACUCAGACGACAGAGAAAGCAGCACACGCGGGGAGGAGGAAGAGGAGGAGGAGGAGGAGACGGAGGAAGAGGAGGAGGAGGAGACAGAGACGAAGGAGGAGACAGAGACGAAGGAGGACAUAGAGAUGAAGGAGGAAGGCGAAGAUAUGCAAGUAGGAGAAAAGGAACAUGGAGAUUCAGGGGAGCAUCAGGAAGAGAAAGGGGAGGAAAUGGAGACAGAAGAGGGGGCAGGUGAAAAGGAAAUGGGCACAUAUGAAAAUCCAAGUGAGAUUCCAGGGGUCAACAGGGAGGAUUCAGAAGAACAUGAGGAAGAAAACGGGGAGGAAAUGGAGACAGAAGAGGGGGCAGGUGAAAAGGAAAUGGGCACAGAUGAAAAACCAAGUGAGAUUCCGCAGGUUAACAGGGAGGAUUCAGAAGAGGAAAAAACGCCAGAAAAAAUCGACGAUGACAACAAUAAAAUAUGAAAUGUAAUGGAUUAUUUUUCUAAAACAGAAGAAAAUAAUUACAAAAAAAACUGAGCGUUUACUCUACAAUAUAAAUGUUAUUGUUGAAACCGCGGUAGCUUGGAUGCUGUGUUUCAGUUCACUACUGUGUAUAAAUCCAGGUGUGCCUGAAUCUCAAAAACUAGUAACUUUUCCACAGGAGCAUUUUCAGUAUUAGAAAUUAAGUUUGUAAAAAUACAGGAAGUUUAAAAAAAAAAAAAAAAAAAAAAAAAAAAAAAAAAGUUCCAUAUACUGACUUUGAAAGCCAGAAUUAACAGGUUUUAGAUGAUGUUUUAUUACUAAGACAUCCUGGAUCAUUUCUUUUAUCAGUGUUAUUAAUUUCUUCACUCGUGUUAUAACCUUUUAAGCUGUACAGUUGGGAGAGAUUUCUAUACCUUUUUAUUGCCAACAAAGUUUGUUAAAUCAGUAUUUUAUUAAGUUAGAAAGGAAAAGAACUUCUGCACUACAGAACCCCUGGUUUACCUAAGCAAGCAACGUGCUUCAGUGUUGUCUACCCUUCAGUAUUAUUGCGUGUGGGCUUAGUUUAGAAUACCAUUUGUUUAAGUGGAUUGCUAGCCUUAAACAAGCGAGCCCUAAAAAGGUUAAAGAUGUCAGGGACAAAAAAUAAAUCAAUGUGGCGAUUGAUAUUGUAAGGAGAAAUUCCAUGCAGGGAACAGACUAUCAAAGCCAGUGGGUUUGUUUGUUUUUUUUUUUUUUUUUUUUCCAGUCAGUGUUCAGAGUUCAAAUGAAGUAAGGUGAGGUAUAUUGUUGAUCCCCCAGCCUUAUUGCAGGACCUCUGUGCUGUAAGUGCCAUUGAACAGUGUUAUUUUCAAUAAGUGGCCAUCACCAGUUUUAAUGCAGGACCCAUAUUCACUCAAAUGUGUUUGAGUGAUAGUCGGUUUGACCAUUGUCUCAAGCCUUGUCAGAUGUUCUAAAUACACGAGCAAAGUGAAGUGAGGUCAUUUGUGUUUCUUAUGUAUAAAUGCUGCAUGAAUUCUGGUUUGGCUAAUGCCUGGAAACU
Messenger RNA from Polyodon spathula (Mississippi paddlefish), 4919 nucleotides. Its product is annotated as zinc finger E-box-binding homeobox 1-like. Bases 368 to 3880 code for a protein of 1170 amino acids. Gene Ontology annotation, molecular function: DNA-binding transcription factor activity, RNA polymerase II-specific; RNA polymerase II cis-regulatory region sequence-specific DNA binding. Lineage: Eukaryota; Metazoa; Chordata; Actinopteri; Acipenseriformes; Polyodontidae. The transcript has 9 exons. The record is from RefSeq and is a predicted model, not a curated record. Gene Ontology annotation, biological process: regulation of transcription by RNA polymerase II; anatomical structure development.